Messenger RNA from Orbicella faveolata, 693 nucleotides. Its product is annotated as cholinesterase-like. The record is from RefSeq and is a predicted model, not a curated record. NCBI's taxonomy places the organism in Eukaryota, Metazoa, Cnidaria, Anthozoa, Scleractinia, Merulinidae.
AUGUCGCUUGGCUGUUUAAGAGAGAAAAACAUUGAGGAUUUUCUGAAAGCUUCUGAACUACCUCGCAGUGUGGGAUUCGUCAACAAAGUGCCAGUCUUGCUUGGAGUAAACAAAAACGAUGGCGGCAUCGUUCCUCUUUCUGAAAUAGCCAGAACUCUUGGCCAGGAAGUUUCUUCCGAGCUUUUCAGUAGUUUGGUAAAGAAUGCGAGGUUUUCAUCCAACGAAGAAUCUGAUCCCAUGAAAGGGGCCAUUUUGUACCAGUACACCAACCACCCGGUACCAGAUUCCACUCGCAGCAUCGAAAAGCAGUGGCUUGAUCUUGUGACAGACUCAUGGUUCAAUGCCCCGGCAGUACAUAUGGCCAAAGCCCUCGUGAGAGGUGGUAGUCAUGUGCGUCUGUACCAAUUUAGCUAUCGAACGGAGUUGACUCUGUACCCAGAAAUCCUUGGGGUCGUUCAUGGAGAGGAGAUCCCUUAUGUAUUUUCAUGGCCGUGGGCCAAUCAUGAAGGGACCUUGGAAAUGGCGUCAUCGUACAAUGGUGUGGAGCGAGGCCUUUCAACGGUGAUGGUAAACCUUUGGACUAUAUUUGCGCAGUAUGGAGAUCCGGUUAAAAGCGAUCCUGACAUUAACUGGCCUGUCUUCUCGACCGACGGUGAAAAGUACUUAGUUAUUGACCUGGACGAUCCGCUUUGA